AAGGUCAAUUAUCAGUUCAAAUCCCAGCUACUGCUCUAAGCUUCAUGCUCAGAUGUUUUAGGAAGGCUGAGGGGAGGAGCCACAAGCUAAACAUCUGCACAACAUUCAAUUCAGUUUUAACUGCAGCUCAUUUACUAAUGUUUUUGGGACUGAGUGUAUGUAUGCUGAGUCAGGAGAACCUUUAUUAUUUUAUGUGUCAGAAUGUCUAGACCAAUGGUUUUACAUUUACAUACAAACUUUACAGUUUAAGAUGUUUUCUCUUUUUCUCAGGAUGAGCUGGAGGCAGCUUUACACCCACUGAAGGAGAAAGUAGAAAAUCUUGAGAAAAUCCAGCAUAUCUGUACUUCCACUGCCAAGUACAUUAAGAGUCAGGCUGAUAACACAGAGGCUCAGAUAAAGCAAGAGUUUGCUAAGCUGCACAGUUUCCUACGGAAAGAAGAGGCGGAGCGCAUCGCUAAACUCCGCCAGGAGGAGGAGCAGAAGAGCCAGACACUGCAGGAAACCAUGCAGACUAUCAACAGGAAGCUGGAAUCUCUCUCUGAGACUAUCAAGACCCUUGAGUACAAGAUGAAAACAGAGGAUGUUCCUUUCCUUCAGAGCUUCAGCCAGACCAAGACCAUGGUACAGGACACACUGCAGGAUCCUGGUGAUACUCCUGUCCCGCUGAUAGAUGUUGCUAAGCAUCUGAAUGUGCUGAAGUACCAGGUGUGGGAGAAGAUGCUGGGCAUAGUGCAGUACGUGCCGCUGUGUUUGGACCCUCUUUCUGCACAUGCCCAGCUCUCGCUGUCGGAAGAGCUGACCAGUGUGAGCUACAGCCACCGGGGUAAAGGCAUCCCUGGCAACCCGGAGCGCUUCGACCCGUAUGUGUUUGUGCUCGGGGCCGAGGGCUACGACGGCGGAACCCACAGCUGGGAGGUGGAGGUGGGCAACAAGGCGAACUGCCGCAUCGGGGUGGCCCGGGGGUCCGUGCAGAGAAAGGGCCACUUCUCUGUAUGCCCGAAGGAGGGGCUGUACACCAUUGUGUUCCGAAAACGAGAGUUCCAUGCGGGAACCUUCCCUGAGACCCGUUUGGACUUUAAGAAAAAGCCUCAGAGAAUAAAAGUGUGUUUAUCGUACGACAAAGGUGAGGUGACCUUCACUGACCCCAGUGACGGAACUGUGAUCUAUAUCUUUAAGGACACUUUCACCGAGAGGCUGUACCCUCUGUUUGGGCCAGCAAAAGACUCUGCCCCCCUGCGCAUCUGCCCCAUGACAGUAAGUGUCUCAUAUUAAAGCUGAUCUACCAAUCAGUGAACUGAUCUGACCAGGACUACAAAUUCCCCAAAUACAGACAGGAACAGACACUCACUCAUACAUACUGUUAUUUAAAAUGCAAAAAUUCAUACAAUACAGCAAAUAUUCCUUAAAUGUUUCUGCAAGUUAACGCUUGACCAAUUCUGUCUGGAGAUUCUGCUCUGCCCAUCAGAAUUAAGUUUGGUUAAAAUCUGUUGUUUCCUGGCACAGACAAAAAUGUUAUCGUGGUCCAUAUGUAACUGGGAGGGUUUAGGACUUUGAGGAGGCUGCUGCAGAAGCUUAUUGUUGGUCCACUUUAUGUUUCUCAUGGGUUUGAGGUUGCUCUUCUUCUGAAACUCCAAACUGUGUCCAAGUUUUGAGUGUUGAGCUGAUGGUUUGAGGGUCUGCUGAAGAACACUGGGGACACAUUUCUUCUUCAUGACUCCACCCACUGUAUGAAAUCCUUAUCAGUUCCACUUGCAGCAGAACAGCUCCACAGCAUGGAACUCUCACCACCAUGUUUAACAGCUGAUUACUGUAUUACAUGCUAACACUUACAGAUCGAAUUUACAUAAUGCUAGCUGAAUCAAAAGCUGAAGCUGCUAAUUGUUGAUUAAAUCUCAGAUAAUAAUAAAAAGUAUCCUGUCUGGUUCAGUUUGAAAA
Astyanax mexicanus (Mexican tetra) is the source of this 1935-nucleotide messenger RNA. Its product is annotated as zinc-binding protein A33-like. Lineage: Eukaryota; Metazoa; Chordata; Actinopteri; Characiformes; Acestrorhamphidae. Gene Ontology annotation, molecular function: protein binding. The transcript is spliced from 5 exons. The record is from RefSeq and is a predicted model, not a curated record. Bases 505 to 1272 code for a protein of 255 amino acids.